Molecule: messenger RNA, 1251 nt
Organism: Plasmopara halstedii
Lineage: Eukaryota; Oomycota; Peronosporomycetes; Peronosporales; Peronosporaceae
Product: Protein notum homologue
Exons: 1
Coding region: 1-1251 (416 amino acids)
Molecular function (GO): hydrolase activity
Source: RefSeq, a predicted model, not a curated record
AUGUUUUUUCGCAUUAAAAACGCCACCACCCUACUUCUCGCCGCAACGACGACGCUCUCCUCUGUGCUUCAAUCCUCGGCCGAAUCAAGUUGCAAGCUCAGCGACUCCGAACCAUGCUCCAUCGACUUGCUUAAGCCUUCCGAAGACGAUGGCAGUGUGAUUAUUUUUCCCGGUGGAAAUUCGCGCUGUGCUUUCGACAACUACGUGGACUUAAAAACGGCAUAUUCAUCGAACUCAACAUUCCUGUUUCAAGUGUUUCCAAAUAAAGAAAUGGACAAGUCGAAGCUGAUGAUAUUUUUUCAAGGAGGUGGUGCUUGUGUCGACCAAGAAACGUGUACUUUUGGCUUGCAGUGUUCACUGGCCGAUGAAGCUACCUUCAGAACUGCGGCGACUUUGAGCAGUGCGGGAAUACUUGAUCGCUCACUUUCGGACAAUAUGUUUAAUGACUGGAACAUUGUCUUCAUCCCGUACUGCACAGGUGAUCUGCACCUUGGCAAUCGAGUUGCAACGCCAUACGAAAGCGGAAAAGAGUCAAAACUGGGUAAUACGCAGUGUCUUGGGCUCAAUUACCCCAUGCACAUGAACGGGUACAACAAUACGAUAGCAGUCCUAAACUGGGCACUCGAAAACUACCCAGACGUGGAAAACUUUAUCGUUGGUGGAGAAAGUAGUGGAUCAAUUGCAGCCCAAGCUUACAGUGCUAAAAUCGCUGAGAUGUGGGACAUCGACCACGAAGAAACCAGUUUUUCCGUGUUAGCGGACAGCUACGUCGGGUUUGUCCCGGAUGAAAAGCCUGCUGCUAAGCUUUUGAUCACCUAUGGCGCAUGUUCUAACAACUUUGAGCUCUCUGACGACAUUGUGGCAGCAUGCGAAGCCGGAACGGUCACUACGGUCGAGGUGGUCACAUCACUAUUAAAAGCACAGCCUGAAAGUCAUUGGUUUUUCAUCAACAGCAAAGGAGACACGAUUCAGCGCUAUUUUUAUGCGCUCGUGGAGGAAGGAAUUCGGGAUUUUUCGUUUCCAGAUUUGAUCUCGGAAGAAGUUUUCUUCAGUAACAUAAGCACAAUUCUGAAUUCGUAUCGGGAUGUGAGCUCCCAGAUCACAACAUUUUUCGUUGAAAGCUCGGUACAUGUUUUUCUGUAUGACUCGAAUUAUACGAAUGUCGAAAGUGAUGAACAUUUGCUACUUGGAGAUGUGCUGAAUGAGUGGUUGGUUAUGAGCUCGGACCUCGAUUCACACCUUCAUGCUUAA